AUGUCGCGUUAUAGCGAUUACCGCCGGUCCACCGGAGCGUUCGACCAGGAUGCGGACCGGUGGGACGCCGAGCGAUUCUCGCGAGAACGCCAGGAUCGCAUGCACUCGCGAGGCCCCCCGGUUCUCGAACGACCCCGUCGAAUGGAAGAUGAGCGCUUUGAAUGGCGCCUCCAGGAAGAUGACCGGUACGGACCCCCUGCCCGCCGGCCGGGCAGGUCUUACGACGACGACCACCUGGUGCAACCAUCGGGGCCCCUCGUGGCCUACGACCGCCGGGGAGAGAGCCCUCCGCCCCGCCCCCGCCUCCUACGCCGUCAAUCCUCACUCGACACCUUCGACCGCAUCCCCGCGCGCAAGCUCGACGAGUACUACCACGCCCCCAGGGGAGCACCCAGCCCGCCGCCCCGGCGCCGCCGGUCGUUUCGCCGGUCCCGCGAGUCGGAUUCCUACGACGCUAUCCACAUUGCGGAGCCGGACUACUAUGGCGACGAGGAGUUCCGGGGCUUUCGUGAGCGGGAUCUCGUUACCCCGCCGCGUCGCUCCGGCAGUCGGUUUCGAGAGCGUGUGACGCAGGAGGUCGAGAAGCCUUACCCACGCAAAGGCAAGACACGUAUGCCCAAGAAUCUGGUUCAUGUUCGCGCUAUCCGCGAGUGGCAGUAUCCGUACCACGAAGAGGGUGACAUGGUCAUCAUUGAUCUGGCGCUGUCAAAGGAGCAGAUUGAUGAAGUCAUCGGGCGGAGUCGCGAGAUCAAGCGCCAGAGUGAGAUUGAAUUCCGACGCCAGAGUCCUUCACCCGUCCGCCACAAACACCCAUCCUCCCGUACGAUGGAACGACUGGUGAUGGAGCGAUCGUCUCCCCGCAGCAGUGGGGACACCCUGAUUAUCGAGGGAUCGCCCUCGCGACACCGCUCACACUCCCGCCAUUAUGACCUGUCUGAGAGACGGAUCAAAAGGACCGUCUCGCGGUCCCGGUCGAUCUCAGUCCACGGUCGACAUCGGGGACGCUCCUCCCCAGUGCGCAUGGUUGGCCUGGUGGGGCGCUCUUCUGACGACCGCGUUGAGGCCGAAAAGCCCCGCACCGGCCCGCUGGCCGUCGUGGUGCGACCGCGCAGCAGUGACGACGAUCUUCGCGAGUAUCUAGAACUGGACCGACUCCAUGGCCGAGGGGACGUGGUCCGCGAUACGCGGUUGAUGUUGGGCAAUGGCGAGCAGGAGGAAAUCGUCGAGACGAGACAGGAUCGCAAGGGGGCUGUGCAGGCGUUCGGAAAGAACCUCAGCGCGAAUUUCUCGCCCUUUGCUGCGCGCACCCAGCAGAUGAUCAAGGAGCAGCUGGGCCAGGUAGAGGACAAGACCCAGCUCCCCGAUGAGUACAUCGAGCUGGAGAAGCGCGUAGAUGCUCUGAAGCUGGUCCAUCAGAAGCUGUUGCAGGUGACUUCCCAGUACUCCAACGAGCCCUACGACUACCCUCCCAACAUCCGCGAGUCCUUCAACGACCUGGGCCGCACCAUCAAUGAGAAGGUCCAACUGCUGUCGCAGGCGGCCUCGCCGGCAGAGGCCCAGGCGGCCCUGACCGCGCCCCCGUCCGCCAAGCCGCAGCCCAAGACGUUCAACCACGCCAUCGCGCGUGCGUCGCUCGCCGGAUCGCAGACGCUGGCGCAGAGCUCGACCGGCGAGGACCCGCUGGCGAGCGCCCUUGAGAAGUACGCCCUGGCCUCGGAGAAGGUCGGCGAGGCCCGUCUGGCGCAGGACGCGCAGAUCCAGUCGCGCUUCCUCGCGGGCUGGAACACUACCCUUAACACGAACUUGAUGUUUGCCGCCAAGGCCCGUCGCAAUGUUGAGAAUGCCCGGCUUAUGCUUGACUCUGUCAAGGCGAGCAAGAAGGCUGCUGCUCGGGGUGAUAUGGAUAACUUGAGCGAGGAGGCCCGCGCGGAGAUUGAGCAGGCGGAGGAUGAGUUCGUUGGUCAGACUGAGGAGGCUGUGAGCGUUAUGAAGAAUGUCCUCGACACCCCCGAACCCCUGAGAAACCUGGCGGACCUGAUUGCGGCGCAGCUGGAGUUCCACAAGCGCUCGUACGAGAUCCUGAGCGAGCUGGCGCCUGUUGUCGACGGGUUGCAGGUCGAACAAGAGGCCAGCUACCGUAAGAGCCGCGAGGGCGCGUAGAAGAUCCACGUGGAUCCUCUUAUAUCCCUUCCUUCUUAUUUUUCGUCGUCGUCUUCUUCUUUCAUGUCUCAGUAUUCUUUGUCGAGAUUCACCCCCGUUGCACUUGAAUGAGAUGAUUCCCGUCCCCAUGGAGAUAUGGGGACUUGGUUGGAUUGCGUAGCUUAUCUUAUGCGUGUCA
Molecule: messenger RNA, 2338 nt
Organism: Aspergillus candidus
Lineage: Eukaryota; Fungi; Ascomycota; Eurotiomycetes; Eurotiales; Aspergillaceae
Product: BAR domain-containing protein
Exons: 9
Coding region: 1-2160 (719 amino acids)
Cellular component (GO): cytoplasm
Molecular function (GO): protein binding
Source: RefSeq, a predicted model, not a curated record